This is a messenger RNA of Monodelphis domestica (gray short-tailed opossum), 3968 nucleotides long. RefSeq names its product hemicentin-1-like. Lineage: Eukaryota; Metazoa; Chordata; Mammalia; Didelphimorphia; Didelphidae. The record is from RefSeq and is a predicted model, not a curated record.
GCUAGAUACAUGGGCUCAGGGACCACAUGUGGCCUGUGGGCCAUAGUUUGGGAACUUCUGCUCUAAGGUCUUCUAAGUACAGAUCCAAACUUGAAAAGUAGAGGACAAGUUGUGAAUUUCCCAGCUCAAUGGAGGAUCAGGGAGACACAGUAGUCCCUGGUGAUAUGUUACAGACUAGAAGAUGCCCCUUCUUUCUUCCAUAAUCUCAAUAUGUAAAACUUCUCUUUCCUUCAGAUGGCCCAGAUAUUGCCACGAUUGCCCAUUCAGUAGAUGAGUACCCUAUUGGAGCAAAUAUUACCUUGAGCUGUUCUGCUGUUUCUAAUCCACCAGUCCAAUUCACUUGGUUGCACAAUGGACAACCAGUCAGCAACUCAGCCACAUUUUCAUUUAUUGCAUCCAUGACUCUUUCUGGAACUUAUACCUGUAAUGCAGCCAACUCAUUGACUGGCUUGACACACUCCGCAACCAAGAAUGUUAUAAUCUAUGCGCCACUGUCCAAACCUACCAUUGUCACCUCCAACAUUACUGCAGUGGAGACCAAGGACUUCUCAUUCACAUGCCAGGCUACAGGUCAAAUUCACACUUACCGGUGGUUCAUAAAUGGACUUGCCCCAUCUGGUAGCAGGAUACAGCUGUCCCCGGAUAAGAGGACACUCACUAUCCGCAAUCUCAUAAGAACGGAAAACAAAGGACCCUAUGAGUGUGAAAUCCAGAACCCAUUUUAUAGCAAUAGGAGUGAUCCAUUCACACUGGACGUUGCCUAUGGACCAGAUACUGCCACGAUUGUCCGUACAGUUGAUGAGUACCCUAUUGGGGCAAAUAUUACCUUGAGCUGUUCUUCUAAAUCAAACCCACCAGUCCAAUUCACUUGGUUACACAAUGGGCAACCUGUCAGCAACUCUGCCACAUUUUCUUUUACUGCAUCCCUGAGUCUUGCUGGAACUUAUACCUGUAGUGCGGCCAACUCAUUCACUGGUUUGAUGCGCACCGCAACCAAGAAUGUUAUAAUCUAUGCGCCUCUGUCCACACCUAUCAUUGUCACCUCCAACAAUACUGCAGUGGAGACCAAGGACUUCUCAUUCACAUGCCAGGCUACAGGUCAAAUUCACACUUACAGGUGGUUCAUAAACGGACUUGCCCCAGCUGGUAGCAGGAUACAACUGUCCCCGGAUAAGAGCACACUCACUAUCCGCAGGCUCACAAGAAGGGAAAACAAAGGACCCUAUGUGUGUGAAAUCAAGAACCCAUUUUAUAGCAAUAGGAGUGAUCCAUUCACACUGGACGUUACCUAUGGCCCAGAUACCGCCACGAUUGUCCGUACAGUUGACGAGUACCCUAUUGGGGCAAAUAUUACCUUGAGCUGUUCUGCUACAUCAAACCCACCAGUCCAAUUCACUUGGUUACAGAAUGGACAACCUGUCAGCAACUCAGCCACAUUUUCUUUUAUUGCAUCCCUGAGUCUUGCUGGAACUUAUACCUGUAGUGCGGCCAACUCAUUCACUGGUUUGACGCGCACCGCAACCAAGAAUGUUAUAAUCUAUGCGCCACUGUCCAAACCUACCAUCAGCACCUCCAACAUUGCCCCAGUGGAGAACAAGGACUUCUCAAUGACAUGUCAGGCUACGGGUCAAAAUCACACUUACCGGUGGUUCAUAAACAAUCGUGCCCCAUCUGGUAGCAGGCUACAACUGUCCCCGGAUAAGAGGACAUUCACUAUCCGCAGUGUCACAAGAAGGGAAAACAAAGGGCCGUAUGUGUGUGAAAUCAAGAACCCAUUUUAUAGCAAUAGGAGUGAUCCCUUAACACUGAAUGUUACCUAUGGACCAGAUACCCCCGUAAUCGUCCCUACAAUUGAUGCGUACCCUAUUGGGGCAAAUAUUACAUUGCUUUGUUCUGCUGUAUCUAACCCACCAGCCCAAUUUAAUUGGUUAUACAAUGGACAACAGGUCAGCAACUCAGCCACAUUCUCUACUAUAACAUUCCUGAGUCAGUCUGGAACCUAUACCUGUCAUGCAUCUAAUUCAUUCACUGGCUUGCAGGCCACCAAAGACAUGAAUAUUACAAUCUAUGGGCCACUGUCCAGACCUAUCAUCAACAGCCCCAACAGGAUCCCAGUGGAGAACAUUGACACUGUCUCAUUGACCUGCAACGCUACGGGUCAAGUUCGCACUUACCAGUGGUUCAUAAACAAUCGUGCCCCAACUGAUAACAGGAUACAGCUGACCAGAGAUAAGAGGACACUCACUGUAGGCAGUCUCACAAGGGAACAUGAAGGAUCCUAUGUGUGUGAAAUCAAGAACCCAUUUUAUAGCAAUAGGAGUGAUCCAUUCACACUGAAUGUUUACUAUGGGCCAGAUAAUGCCAUAAUUCUACCUAAAGUCGAUAGGUACCUUGUUGGGACAAAUAUUACCCUGAGCUGUUCUGCUAAAUCUAAACCACCUGCCAAAUUCAUUUGGUUUCAUAAAGGAAAAAAAUGGAGGCCCUCAGCGAAACUCUCUCUUACUAAUGUGUCCCUGAAGCAUGCUGGAACCUAUAUCUGUCAGGCAUUUAACUCACAUACUGGCUUGAAUAGCACCAAAGACAAGACUCUUACAAUCUAUGUCGAAGAAAAGAAUUUUACAGACUCUGAAGAAAAGAACGUUAAAAUCAAUGCUGAGUUUACAAUGUAUGAGAACCUGUUGAGUCCCAGCAAAAUCAACAACACUGGUUUUGUCAUAGAGAAUGGCACCGCGAUCUUGACGUGCAACACAGAGGGUUACGAUUUACCAGAUAUUUGGUGGUACUACAAGAAUAAGAGAAUGGUCCUCAAUGACAGGAUGACUCUCUCUAACUUUGACCAGACCCUCACCAUAACGCCUGCAAAGAGAGAAGACAGUGGAGCCUAUCGUUGUGAAAUAUGGGAUCCAUUCCUUGUCUAUAGAAGUCCCUUAUUCAACCUGGUUGUCUGCUAUGGACCAGAGAAAAUCAAGAUUUUUCCAAACUCUGUUAAUGGACAGAUUGAGGUCACAUUAAAGGAGAAUCUGACUUUAGGGUGUCAGGCUACUUCUGAACCACCGGCCCAGUAUACAUGGCAAAUCAAUGGUUCUUCUAUAGCUGUAAAUUCAGGAAAUAAUUACACGAUCUACCGAGCAUCUUGGGAUCAUGCAGGAACAUAUACGUGUAUAGCAAUAAACGACGUGGUAAAUGCAACAAUCUCUAAAAACAUCAGAGUCAGGGUGAUUGAAAAGGAGGCUCAUACACUCUCUGGAGGGGCCAUUAUUGGCCUUGUGAUUGGAUUCCUGGCUGUAGUGGUUCUCAUCGGGGCUCUCGUCUAUUUCCUGUUCAUCAGAACAUCUUCAGGAGAAGACCUUGUUGUACCCCAAUAUUUCUAUCAAUAGCACCAGCAACAUCAUAGACAAUGGCACCGCGGCCUUGACGCACAACACAGAGAAUGAAUAUUUGAAUAUAGCCAGAGAGAAUGCUGGCACCUGAGAAAUGGAUCAUCUUUUUGUAGAGCAACCAGGAGGCCAGUGUUAUCAAAGGGAAUAGUUCACUGGCUGGGCUAUGGGAAAGAAGAUAUUCCAAAAUGAAUGGUAUGAAAGCAAAAGGCAUCAAUAAAAAUAUCAAAAAUUAUUCAAAAAAAAAAAAGAAACUGUCCAGGUGGAGACAUCCAAGUGGAUUCAAGGGACAAGAAGAGCUGAGCACAGAGAUCAGGACUAGAGAUUUUGUUUCAAAGGAGAGAUGCUACAGGGGAUUUUUUCAGGCCAGACUAAGCUGCCUGUCCCUUCUCCCAGUCUUGGCAGCCUGUUCAGAGUAGUUAGCACUGGUAUAAUGAGGGCAGAGGGGCACACUGUGUGCCCCCAUCUAUACAACACCUGCUUUACAUGCACCUUUGUUUCCCCACCUUGGCUAUAGAGCAGAAAUGACAAAUCCAUCUUCUUCUUACCCUUGUAACUUCAUUACUUCCCUUUAAAAACUCACUCCAAGUC